Molecule: messenger RNA, 2494 nt
Organism: Mauremys mutica (yellowpond turtle)
Lineage: Eukaryota; Metazoa; Chordata; Testudines; Geoemydidae
Product: zona pellucida-binding protein 1-like
Exons: 9
Coding region: 63-1742 (559 amino acids)
Biological process (GO): acrosome assembly; binding of sperm to zona pellucida
Cellular component (GO): extracellular region; zona pellucida receptor complex; acrosomal vesicle
Source: RefSeq, a predicted model, not a curated record
AAAAAUGUAAAAACAUGAAACUUCAUCUUAUGUAACAUACAGUAGAGUACAAAUGCAAAAUUAUGCUAUUUCGGUGUUACAGAUCCCUGGGUAUUUUAGAGCACAACUGCCUUUACUUUAUUUGUAAUUGUUUACAUUUUUGUUUGUUUUGUAAUACUGUUUUUUUUCUUUCUAUUGAUCUAGCUGGAAGUCCUUGCUUUUUGGAUAAGACUCAUCUUAUAAAGAAAGGAGCUGCACGCUUGAAGCGAGACAAUAUAGAUAGAACUCAUGACUCAGUGGCCUUUUAUGAAACUGGUGGAGUUGCAUCUGUUCCAGAUGCUCCACAAAUUUCUGAUCAAAUACUUGGAAUAGAAGGAUCAACUGUUCCAGUGUAUGUUCUCAUUAAUUCCAAAGAUUUAAUUCUUAAGUGUUUGACUCAAAAGCUGUUAAAGCAGAGAAUCAUUGAUCCAAAAUAUCAGUGGAUUGGUCCUAUAGGAUUGAUAACCAAAGAAUCACAAAGGUUUGUUUUAACUGAUGAUGGUAGCCUGGAAAUUUAUAAUAUUCAUGGAAGUGACUCUGGAAGUUACAUCUGCAAUGUCAUCUAUGUACAUAACAAUAAAUAUGUGACAACAGAAAUCCGUUUCAUGGUCUAUGUAUAUCAUAAGCCAGGGAAAAGUAUACAUCUGUCAUCUGAAUUCAAAACAGAAACCUGUGAAACCAAUGCAGUUGCUUCAUUUGAAAAACAACUAUUAGAAAAUAUGGAGAACUUAAUCCGUGAUCUUCAAUGUGAGAUCCGGCAGUGGAAUACACAAUGCCAUGCAGCUACAGAUACAAUGGCGAUGCUAACACACAAACUUACAUUUCAGUUUGUGGUUUUUCCUUUUGCAUUGGCAUUUGCAGAAUCCUGUAAAAGUUCAAAAUGUGAAAACUCCACCAAUUACAUCAAAAAGGCAUACACUAAGAUUAAACAAUUCUUUGAAGUCCAAAAUACUGAAUCAGAUCACAUUCGCCAGAUACAUUAUAUUUCUGGCUCUCUUACUGGUAAGAAAGUGGAUCACUGCAAACCAGGAUUUGGUAAAAAUAUAAACAACAGUACGCUGUGUCCAGGAUGCUGUGUAACCUGCCCACCUGGUCGAUUCAGUGCAAGAUAUGAUACCACAUGUAUUCUCUGUGCAUCGGGGUCCUAUAAUAAAAAGUACGGGCAGACUGCAUGCAAAAACUGUCCAAAAGCACAAACUAGUGAUAGAAGAGGAGCCAAAACUGAAAGGGAGUGUCACGGAACUCUGCAAAUCUGGAUUGUUUUCUUAAUUUCCUCCUUAGGAACAAGCCUUAUCCUAGUGACAGCUUGGGCAAUAAUACAUAAAUGUUGUAGAAGAACAUUAGCAGCCAGAUACAUAGAGGAAGCCGAAUCUGAACUUAAAACCAGACUGAAAACAUUUGCCAAUAUUGCAAGUGAUGCAGAGAUUGAAGAGCAAAGAAGUAAACUAAGAAACCCAGACAGAUAUGAGAGAAAGAAUCUGCCAAAAUAUAAAGUUGGGUUUAUAGAGGAAGAGUCCAUAGGAUUAUUAAGCAAUGAUGGCAUAACAGAGACAUCAACACCUGUCGGCUCAAAUCCAUCUCCUGACCGUACAUGGCCAAGUGAAGUAGAAACAAGCUUUGAGGAAGGCAGAUCACAGGGUACUUUGGAAGAAGAAAUCCACUGUGUUUCAAAAGGACUAGUUUCUAAUCCGCAAAAGUUUAACACAAACCACAAAUUGUCUUAACUUCUCUGUGUGAUGUAGGGUGAAUUGUAAAGCAAAGUACUGAUCAUCUGUUGUAAAAUGUGGGGUUAAGGAUCCUUCAAAAAAUAUUCAUGUCCACAAGGAUAUUAUCUUAAGAGUUAUUUUUUAUCUACAAUAAGGGUGUAUACUUUAUAGUGGUGUAUUCUGGCAGCUGGAAAAGCAAAAACUGUUUAAAAGAUCAGCAUUCUCCUUCAAGCAGACAAUUCUCCUUAAAAAUGUGUAGCACUUAGUUUUCGGAGCUCCAUUCUGCAGAAGCAUACUGAACCUUUUGUCCUCUGCAGACGCAUUAAAUACUUUCUACAGAUGUGUGUUAACAUAUAUUUUAUUUUUUCAUAUGCAAGCUAUUCAACCGUUUGAUAAUGGCUCCAAACUAAUUAAAAUUUCUUAUUUUCUAAGAACUCUACAGAACCAAAAUAGAAGUUAAACAUUAACUGAUAUAAUUUGAUAUUAUGAUACAAUACUGUCAUGUUACAUUUUUCAUAACCCCAAUGCAAACUAUGUGUACAGUAAUUUUAAUGUGCUACAUGCUUUGCAGUGUGUAUUAUGUUCAGAAUAAAUUUAGAAAAAUUUUAAACUCAUAUGUUAUGCCUGUUCAAAACUGAAGUUCAUGUGAACAAAAAUGGUAUUGGGACUUUAGCCAGUAGCAAAUCCACUGGACGGUUUCAGUAUUAUGAAGGUGGGAAAUGUUUUGGUCUGUUAAUUUAUAUAAUAAAUAAACAAGAAUUUGAAAACAA